CCCCAGGUCUUUUCAGCCCCGCUGGCCACACGGCUCCGAUCUCCUCUCGCAGGUCACCCAGCUCCACGAUGAUGGCCGAGGAGCACACAGACCUGGAGGCCCAGAUCGUCAAGGACAUUCACUUCAAGGAGAUCGACCUGGUGAACCGGGACCCCAAGAACAUUAACGAGGACAUAGUGAAGGUGGAUUUCGAAGACGUGAUCGCGGAGCCCGUGGGCACCUACAGUUUUGAUGGCGUGUGGAAGGUGAGCUACACCACCUUCACCGUCUCCAAGUACUGGUGCUACCGCCUGCUGUCCACGCUGCUGGGGGUCCCGCUGGCCCUGCUCUGGGGUUUCCUGUUCGCCUGCAUCUCCUUCUGCCACAUCUGGGCGGUGGUGCCCUGCAUCAAGAGCUACCUGAUCGAGAUCCAGUGCAUCAGCCACAUCUACUCGCUCUGCAUCCGCACCUUCUGCAACCCGCUCUUCGCCGCCCUGGGCCAGGUCUGCAGCAACAUCAAGGUGAUGCUGCGGAAAGAAGUGUGAGGCCGGGUGGGCAGCAGGGGUGGCGGGGCAAGGGAGCCCGGCUGGGCUGGCCCCACCAUCGGGCUCUGCAGGGCUGCCAGCAAGCUCCUUCUCCUUGGGGACCGCUGCUUCCCCCCAAGACGGGAGCACACAGAGUAGGGGAGCCGGAGAGAAAAGACAGCCC
This is a messenger RNA of Lipotes vexillifer (Yangtze River dolphin), 687 nucleotides long. It is a transcript of the gene CAV3, whose product is annotated as caveolin 3. Lineage: Eukaryota; Metazoa; Chordata; Mammalia; Artiodactyla; Lipotidae. The transcript is spliced from 2 exons. Gene Ontology annotation, biological process: caveola assembly; regulation of membrane potential; regulation of cytosolic calcium ion concentration. The coding region runs from base 69 to 524 and encodes 151 amino acids. Gene Ontology annotation, cellular component: focal adhesion; caveola; sarcolemma. Gene Ontology annotation, molecular function: molecular adaptor activity; transmembrane transporter binding. The record is from RefSeq and is a predicted model, not a curated record.